Messenger RNA from Halichondria panicea, 1649 nucleotides. RefSeq names its product TNF receptor-associated factor 4-like. The record is from RefSeq and is a predicted model, not a curated record. The transcript is spliced from 2 exons. Bases 114 to 1238 code for a protein of 374 amino acids. Lineage: Eukaryota; Metazoa; Porifera; Demospongiae; Suberitida; Halichondriidae. Gene Ontology annotation, biological process: protein K63-linked ubiquitination; tumor necrosis factor-mediated signaling pathway; innate immune response. Gene Ontology annotation, molecular function: ubiquitin protein ligase activity; zinc ion binding; tumor necrosis factor receptor superfamily binding.
GUUACAUGAAAUCAAGAAAUGGUAGCACUGACCCCCCCCCCCCCCAACAACCAGCAACAAGCUGACAAGAGAAUAAUAGGAUUUGAUUGUGAGUUUGUAGUUUGAAAGAAUCGAUGUACAGUUUGAAAGUUCACUGUAGCCAUCAGAAAGACGGGUGUGAGUGGACGGGGGAACUGAGACAGCUUGAUGAGCACCUCAACACAGAUCCAGAGCCAGAGAAACAACUCGAUGGAUGUCAGUUUGUCGAGAUCGAUUGCAUCUAUAAUUGCGGGAACCAUCAGCAACAAAGGUACAUUCAAAAACAUCAAAUUAAGGAUUGCCCCAAACGUCCAUUCGGUUGUGAGCAUUGCCAUGAUUACAAGUCCACUUUUGAUGAUGUCACCAACAACCAUUGGCCUGUGUGUGGGUCCUUCCAUGUCCCCUGCCCUAACCAGUGUGGUUCAACUAUCCAAUGUCAGAAUAUAAACAGCCAUGUUGCCGAUGAGUGCCCCCUAGGCCUGACCACCAUCAACUGUGACUUUCACAACGUGGGCUGUGCUGUAAAACUCCCUCGACAAAACAUGCCAGAACACCUGAGAGAAAACCUACUCACACACAUCUCUCUAUUAGCCACCAGCCAUGCCAAGCAACAAGACAAAAUAAUCAGACUGGAAGCUGAGAACAAUACUUUUAAGAGCAAACAAGAACACUUAGAACAGAAUUACCAAUCUCUGAAAGCUGAAAAUAGAAUACAUAAAACUGAAUUGGAACCAGUGCAACAACUACUCAAGACUGCACCUCCCAUUGUGAACUCUAGACCUCUUGGUCCACUGGAGCCCCCUGUCCUUACAAUGACCACCUUUCAACAGCGCAGGAGAGAUUACGAUCAAUGGUACUCCCCUCCAGUCUACACCCACUAUCAGGGCUACAAGAUCUGUCUCAGAGUGGACGCUAACGGCUCAAACUUUGGUAAAGGAACACACGUCUCUGUGUACGUGUUCUUCAUGAGAGGAGAGUUUGACGAUUCUCUGAAAUGGCCGUUUCGUGGUGCGAUUUCAGUGCAACUACUGGACCAGGUGAACGGCAAGGAUCAUGAAACAUACACAACACCUAAUGGGAGCUGUGCCAGAAUGACAGAGGGAGAGAGAUCAACAGGGGCAUGGGAAUAUUCAAGGUUCAUUGCUCACACUAAACUGGAGCCCAAGUAUUUACGAAACGAUACCCUUCUCUUCCAAAUAAACAAAGUAGAACUGAAUUGACGGGGACAGCACAAGACUGGACCAGAUGAAUCAGACACUCGUGAUUGCCCUACAGCAAUGCAUGAACACAUGUAACACUCAAGCACAUCAAGACUGGUUACCUUGGUGAUGGUCUGUAGCAACCAGAGGAAGUCAUUAAUACGGUGUUGAUAAAACGUAAGGUCCAGUCCUGCGCUUGGGCAUCAGAUAUGGCCAAACGAGAGCAGCUUCAUCACCAGCAAACACAUUGUUCCUUGGUUUCACACAGCCUUCAAGUUCCUAUAAUUAUAUACAAGUGAAUUCACAUGAAGAGCGAUGUAGUCAGCAAGGCUUUCUCAUCGUGUCAACAACGAAAGUGUGUAUACAAUUAUGUCAACAAUGAAAAGAACACAUUAAACGACUUUGUUACCUAAUAUGGGAUUAAAGCUGUAG